Molecule: messenger RNA, 2820 nt
Organism: Maudiozyma saulgeensis
Lineage: Eukaryota; Fungi; Ascomycota; Saccharomycetes; Saccharomycetales; Saccharomycetaceae
Source: the annotation of a GenBank genome assembly
AUGGUUAAAUCUUACCAACGUUUUGAACAGGAAGCUGUAUUUGGUGUCAUUGACUCUAAUGCUAACUCCGUUUGGAUUCCGCCUACAUCUACCGAGAGAUCAACUAAUCCAGGUAAAAUCAUUACCAGUGCACUAGAAAAUAUAAAUAUAUGGAAUAUCAAAACUGGUGAACUGGAUAGUUUUUUAACCGAUGGUAUUCCAUUGGGUUCUAUCGAUGCUAAAUCUACCAAACCUGCAGAAGUCACAUAUUUGAAAUACCAUAAGGAUACAAAUUUAUUAGCCGCAGGUUAUGCUGAUGGUGUUAUUAAAGUAUGGGAUUUGAUGUCAAAAUCUGUUUUAUUGAGUUUCAACGGUCAUAAAUCUGCUAUUACAGCAUUGGAAUUUGACGUGACAGGUACCAGAUUGAUAUCUGGUUCUAGAGAUUCUAAUAUUAUCGUAUGGGAUUUAGUUAGUGAAGUUGGUCUUUACAAGUUGAGAUCACAUAAGGACAGUAUAACAGGAUUAUGGUGUGAAAAUGAAAAUUGGUUGAUUAGUACCUCUAAGGAUGGUUUGAUCAAGAUUUGGGAUUUAAAAAUUCAACAAUGUGUUGAAACACAUAUUGCACAUACAGGUGAAUGUUGGAGCAUGGGAAUUCAUAAUGAUUUGGUUGUUACAACCGGUAAUGAUUCACAAGUGAAAAUCUGGCAAUUAAACUUAGAAGAAAAGAAUGGUUCAAUGCUAGCGGAGAAAGGAAUUCAUGAAAAGCAAAGUAAGCAAAGAGGUUUAGAUGUUCAAUUCAAAACGACUACUGAUGGUGUAACAUUCUUCUUCAUUCAAAACGCUGAUAAGACUAUUGAAGUAUUUAGAAUUAGAAAAGAGGAAGAAAUUGCAAGAGCUUUGAAGAAAAGAGAAAAGAGACUUUUAGAAAAAGGAAUGACAGAAGAAGAAAUUGCAUUGAAUGUAAAGAAUUCAUAUGUUUCCUUGAUAAUGCAUCCAUUCCAAAUUGUAAGAUCAUUAUACAAAGUUAAGUCUGCAUCUUGGACGUAUACAACUCAAUCUAAAUUAGAUUUAGUGGUCACAACAUCCAGUAAUACUAUCGAAUAUUAUUCAAUUCCUUAUGAAAAGAGAGAUCCGACUCAGCCAGCACCAAACAAAUUGCAUGCAAUUGAAUUGCAAGGUCUACGAACUGAUAUUAGGGCCAUUGACAUUAGUGAUGACACAAAAUUGUUGGCAACUGCUUCCAAUGGGUUACUAAAGAUUUGGAACAUAAAGACUAAAUUAUGUAUAAGGACCUUCGAAUGUGGAUUUGCUUUGACUUGUAAAUUUUUACCAGGUGGUUUAUUGGUAAUUGUUGGUACUAGAAAUGGUGAAUUGCAAUUAUUUGAUCUUGCUACCUCUACUCAAUUGGAAAACAUCGAAGAUGCACAUGAUGCAGCUAUCUGGUCCUUAGAUAUUACUAAUGAUGGUAAGAGGCUUGUUACAGGUUCUGCCGAUAAAACUUUAAAGUUCUGGGAAUUCAAACUAGAUCAACAGUUGAUUCCAGGGACUACGAAUAAGUUUGUAAACGCCUUAAGAUUACACCACGAUACCACUAUGGAAUUAAACGAUGAUAUUUUGAGUAUUAAACUAUCGCCUGAUGAUAAAUAUUUGGCAGUUUCAUUAUUAGAUAAUACAGUGAAGAUUUUCUUCAUGGAUACAAUGAAAUUUUUCUUAAGUUUAUAUGGUCAUAAAUUACCUGUUUUGUCAAUUGAUAUUUCAUUUGAUUCAAAGUUAGUAAUUACAUCAUCUGCUGAUAAAAAUAUUAAAAUUUGGGGUCUAGAUUUUGGUGAUUGUCACAAAUCACUUUUCGCACAUCAGGAUUCUAUUAUGAAUGUCAAAUUUGUUCCUGAAUCUCAUAAUUUCUUUAGUUGUUCUAAGGAUGGUUUAAUAAAAUACUGGGAUGGUGAUAAAUUUGAGUGUAUUCAAAAAUUGGCUGGUCAUCAAAGCGAAGUAUGGGCAUUAGCUAUUGCUAACGAUGCAUCCUUCGUGGUAUCUACUUCUCAUGAUCAUAGUAUUAGAAUUUGGGAAGAAACUGAGGAUGAAGUUUUCUUAGAGGAAGAAAGGGAUAAAGAAAUGGAAGAACAAUAUGAGGAAACAUUGUUGAAUUCAUUAGAAGAAGGACAUGGUGACGAUGCCUUUAAGAAGGAUGCUGGUGAUGCACAAGAUGAUGAAGCAUCAGAUGUUCAUAAACAAACAAUAGAGUCCUUAAAAGCCAGUGAAAGAUUGAUGGAGGCUCUUGAUUUAGGUAUAUCUGAAAUUGAGAAGAAAAAGACAUAUGAUAGAGAGAUGAAACAAUGGAAAAAGAAGAAAGCCGGUGAGGCACCAAUUGCUCCUCAGGGUAAUGCUAUCCUGUUAGCUAUAAAGAAGACUCCAAUAGAAUAUAUCAUGGAUACCUUGGUAAGAAUUAAACCAUCUCAAAUGGAGGAUGCAUUAUUAGUAUUCCCAUUUUCAUAUAUUUUGAAAUUUUUACAAUUUAUUGAUAUGGCACUAGCUGAUCCGAAAUUAAGCAGUAAUCAUUUACCAUUGAUUUGUAAGAACUUAUUCUUUGUGAUAAGAUAUAAUCAAAAGGAAUUAGUUGCACAAAAGAAUGAAACUUUGAAAUUACAAAUCACUAGAGUGAAAACACAAUUAAGAAACAAAUUGCAAGAGAAUGAAGACGAUUUAGGGUUCAAUGUUCAAGGUUUAAAAUUUGUGAAACAACAGUGGAACUUGAGACAUAACUUUGAGUUUGUCGAUGAGUAUGAACAAAGAAAGGAAGAAGAAAAGGGGAAGAAGAAGAGAGUCUUCGAGACUUUAGUAUAA